AUGAGUUCCAACACUCUGAAGCAAGCAGCUGAAUCUGCACGUGCAAAGGCGUCCAAUAUGAGCAAGCAGGGCAGUGAGACCGUCGCCGCGGUCAAGACCGACUUCCUCCACACCCCUGUCAUGCGAGCUGCCCUGCCCUUUAUCAAUGGUGGAAUCUCUGGCAUGAUAGCGACCACCGUCAUCCAGCCGGUUGACAUGAUCAAGGUUAGACUUCAGCUCGCCGGUGAGGGUGUAGCCACGGGGCCCAAGCCUAGCGCUUUCGGUGUAGCCUCAGACAUUAUACGCCAAGGCAAGGUGCUUGACUUAUACACCGGCCUGUCGGCGGGUCUGCUACGCCAGUGCGUCUACACCACCGCUCGUCUGGGCUUUUUUGACACUUUCAUGAAAAACCUGGCCCAGCGAGCAAAGGACAAUGGCACCACGGUUGGCUUUGCUGAGCGGGCGGGCUCGGGUCUCGCCGCUGGUGGUAUAGCAGCCUUCAUCGGCAACCCGGCAGACUUGGCCCUCAUCCGGAUGCAGUCAGAUGGGCUGAAGCCGCUGGCAGAACGGAAGAACUACAAGUCGGUCAUCGAUGCCCUGGCGUCCAUCACCCGGUCCGAGGGCGUAACGGCCCUCUGGUCCGGCGCAACCCCAACCGUCGUCAGAGCCAUGGCUCUCAACCUCGGACAGCUGGCGUUCUUCUCCGAGGCCAAGGCUCAGUUGAAGACCAGGACGGAAUGGUCAGCUCGGAGCCAAACCCUUACCGCCAGUGCCAUCGCCGGUUUCUUUGCCUCGUUCCUGUCCCUGCCGUUCGACUUUGUCAAGACGAGGCUGCAGAAGCAACAGCGAGGACCGGACGGAAAGCUGCCGUAUAAGUCGAUGGCAGACUGCUUCCGUAAGGUGGCAAGGGAGGAGGGGCUUCUGCGAUUCUACCGCGGAUUUGGCACAUACUACGUGCGCAUCGCACCCCAUGCGAUGGUGACGCUGAUUGUGGUGGACUACCUUGGCUUCCUGACCAGGUAG
Neoarthrinium moseri is the source of this 1002-nucleotide messenger RNA. RefSeq lists its product as uncharacterized. Gene Ontology annotation, biological process: transmembrane transport. The coding region runs from base 1 to 1002 and encodes 333 amino acids. Lineage: Eukaryota; Fungi; Ascomycota; Sordariomycetes; Amphisphaeriales; Apiosporaceae. The transcript is spliced from 2 exons. The record is from RefSeq and is a predicted model, not a curated record. Gene Ontology annotation, molecular function: oxoglutarate:malate antiporter activity.